AUGCACUGGAGCGGAAGCGCGUACUCAACAACCAAAGAGAAAAUUCAAGCGCUACAAUCUCGAGCCGAAAGGAACGAAUCAGCCACAGUCCCUCCGCCCAACCAGGCAGCUUGCGCGUUACACACCGCGCAUGAAUCGCUAGCCACACAUACCGCGUCUCCGAGAGAACCAUCCUCAGUAUUAAUAUCUAAAUCAACACAGUCACUGCCACAUGGCUUAUCCUUAUUGGCAUGGAGCUUCCCAUGGUCCCCAACAGGAGAAUGGCCCGAAGUGAAUACGGAGCCAUUGGAUUUCAACGAGCACGAAAAUUUGGUUGUGGACCAGUUGCCAGAUAUUUCAGAUUUCCCCAGCAAUAUAACCGCAGAACUGCAAAAUUACGACACCUCCACCUUCAGCUUCCCAGAUGAUCGCAUCCUGGAAGUCCCAUCCCUAACACUGCUGAACGCGGCCAUGAAAAUCGCCCAACGAUUAAACAUCACAGAUCUGAUCUGGGACAUGUCAGCAGUCAGUCCUUUCUACGGACACCAAUCAUCGCAGACGUCAAUGACAAACCCGCCUUCUUUGACUUCCUCACCGACAUCACGGUCCUCGUCAAGAACAUCUUCAUCGUACCAUAGGACUGUCUUCGAGCUACCUUCCCAUCUCCAGCCAACUCCUACCCAGCGUUUAAUCCCACACCAUCCUGUUCUGGAUAUACUGCCUUGGCCAAGUACGCGGGACAAGCUCAUUCAAGUGUUCAACCUCCCUGUCAAUCUACGUCCGCAAACCGCGCAGGAUCCUAUGGGCGUUGUGCGGCUUGUAUAUGAUAUGGAGGAUUCGGGUGGGGAGGGACUGAAGGUGAAUGGACAGGAUCCAUUCAAGCCACAGGAAUGGGAGAUUGGACAGUUGUUGUUCCAGAGGUGGUGGUGGGCAUUUGAGAGUAAUGUUGUGGAAAAUAGUAAUUGUGCUAGGAAGGACAGGGGAAAGGAGAUGCUGAGAGUGGAGUGA
Messenger RNA from Penicillium egyptiacum, 987 nucleotides. Lineage: Eukaryota; Fungi; Ascomycota; Eurotiomycetes; Eurotiales; Aspergillaceae. The record is from the annotation of a GenBank genome assembly.